Messenger RNA from Cylas formicarius (sweet potato weevil), 1435 nucleotides. RefSeq lists its product as uncharacterized. Gene Ontology annotation, biological process: DNA recombination; DNA integration. Lineage: Eukaryota; Metazoa; Arthropoda; Insecta; Coleoptera; Brentidae. The record is from RefSeq and is a predicted model, not a curated record. Gene Ontology annotation, molecular function: DNA binding. The transcript has 2 exons. Bases 1 to 1110 code for a protein of 369 amino acids.
AUGGAUUCUGAAAACGAAGUACUAACACCCCCGGAAAUUCGAGCGGCAGCGGAAGCUGCGUCUCUGGAUUUACUUCCCAAGAAAUCAAGAAACAAUUAUGAAAUUGCCUACAACAAUUUCAUGGAUUGGCGAUCAAGAAACAAGGCCACCUCCUUCUCUGAAGAUACAUUAUUAGUGUAUUUCAAAGAAUUGGCUAAAAAGUAUAAGUCGUCCUCCUUGUGGACGUUUUAUUCCAUGCUGAAAAGCACACUUUAUAUUAAACACAAUGUCAAGAUCGACCACUACGCGAAGCUACAUGCUUUAUUAAAAAGACAAUCAGAAGGCUAUCAACCCAAAAAAUCUAAGGCAUUUACCGGACAGGAAAUAAAUAAAUUUAUUUAUGAAGCUCCUGAUACAAAAUAUUUGGCUACAAAGGUUGCAUUAAUUAUGGGAGUGAUGGGUGCAUGCCGCUCAAAUGAACUACAUGCAAUGAAAAUACAACACGUUACAUUUUAUGAAGGUUGCACUAGAGUAAUAGUUCCCGUUACGAAGACCAAGAUCCCUAGGAAUUUUACUAUUACUGAGAAGUUCCAUGAUAUUGUUAAAAAAUAUGCAAAUCUGAGACUGCCAAAUGCAUCAGAUUCUUUUUUUAUGAAUUUUCAAAAUGGAAAAUGCACAAAACAAGUUAUCGGCAUUAACAAGUUUGCCAAAAUGGGCAGAGAAAUUGCAAGUUUCUUACAAAUCAAAAACCCAGAAAGAUAUACCGGGCACUGUCUACGACGAUCUUCAGCCACAUUGUAUGUCGACGCAGGGGCAAGUAUGACAGCUCUGAAGCGCCACGGAGGCUGGAAGUCGGCUUCUGUAGCUGAAGGCUAUAUUGCAGACUCGCAGAAGAACAAGACCGAUGCAGCUACUAAAAUAUUAAGUCAAAUCAACCCUAAUUGUAAUAUUAAUAACAGUACUUUUGUUUCUACCCCCUCACAAUAUCCAGGUAUGUCUACUAUUACGAGCGAAUCUUCUCAUAACACUUUUUCGAUUAGUAAAGACACCACGGACAUUAGUAUUGGUACUACACCAACUACUAUGAAUUUCAAUAACUGCCCUAAUAUAACAAUCAAUUUUAUGAAAUAGACAGAGUAAUACAUAAUGAUCCUAUUAAGCGUCAAUUUAAAAAUAAUUGUGUGCUGAAGUGUAAAUGUUAAUUAAAUAUUAUUAAACUUAUUAAAUGUUCAAUCCAGGACUUUCAUUGAAUUUAUUCCUUAUUACAUCACAACUCAUAACACAUAAACAUAUAACAUAAACAGCAUACAUAAACAGUAACCAGUGUUGAUAUUGAGUGAAUGGUAGAAUCUAAAAAUGUAUGAUAUUAUGUUCCAUUUCAUAUAAAGCAAGUUAACAUCCACUUCCGGCCUAACCGGAAGUGCCACCAUCUUGAGAAUAUUCUAGCUGAAUUGCU